AUGGCCUCCGUGCGGAGCCAGCGCUUGCAGGAGCCCUGCAUGGCAGGCUCGUGGGACGGGAGCAUGGGCUUGGGCUGCGGCUUAGAUGGUUUCCAGCUGGAGGCCACCGUGCCCAAGGUCGCUCAGAGCCCAGGGAUCAAGGCCAGGGUUGUUCCAAUUUGCACCGACUCGGACUCUGCCGUGGAGGAGCCGGUGCCGGACGACCGCUACCACGCCAUUUACUUCGCCAUGCUGCUGGCCGGCGUGGGCUUCCUGCUGCCCUACAACAGCUUCAUCACGGACGUGGACUACCUGCACCACAAGUACCCAGGGACCUCCAUUGUGUUCGACAUGAGCCUCACCUACAUCCUGGUGGCGCUGGUAGCUGUGCUUCUGAACAACGUGCUGGUGGAGCGGCUGACAAUGCACACGAGGAUUGCAGCGGGCUACCUCCUGGCCGUGGGCCCCCUGCUCUUUAUCAGCGUCUGCGACGUGUGGCUGCAGCUCUUCUCUCAUGGCCAGGCUUAUGCCAUCAACCUGGCUGCUGUGGGCACCGUGGCCUUCGGCUGCACAGUGCAGCAAUCCAGCUUCUACGGGUACACGGGGCUGCUGCCCAAGAGGUACACGCAGGGGGUGAUGACGGGCGAGAGCACUGCGGGCGUGAUGAUCUCGCUGAGCCGCAUCCUCACCAAGUUGCUGCUCCCGGACGAGCGCGCCAGCACGCUCAUCUUCUUCCUGGUCUCCGUGGGCCUGGAGCUGCUCUGCUUCCUGCUGCAUCUGCUGGUGCGUCGCAGCCGCUUCGUGCUCUACUACACCACACGGCCGCGUGACAGCGGCCGGGCCGGCCUGGGCGCCGCCGGCUACCGAGUGCACCACGACGUCGCCGCGGGGGACGUGCGCUUCGAGCACCAGGCCCCAGUGUUGGCCAGCGGUGGAUCCCCAAAGGACAGCCCGGCCCACGAGGUGACGGGCGGCGGUGGGGGCGGGGCCUAUGUGCGCUUUGAUGUUCCUCGGCCGAGAGCCAAGCGGAGCUGGCCCACCUUCCGAGCCCUGCUGCUGCACCGCUACGUGGUGGCGCGCGUGAUCUGGGCCGACAUGCUGUCCAUUGCUGUCACCUACCUCAUCACGCUGUGCCUCUUCCCCGGGCUCGAGUCAGAGAUCCGCCACUGUGUCCUGGGCGAGUGGCUGCCCAUUCUCCUUAUGGCCAUCUUCAACCUCUCGGACUUCGUGGGCAAGAUCCUGGCGGCGCUGCCCGUGGACUGGCGAGGCACGCACCUGCUGGCCUGCUCCUGCCUUCGCGUGGUCUUCAUCCCGCUCUUCAUCCUGUGCGUGUAUCCCAGUGGCGCACCCGCCCUACGCCACCCUGCCUGGCCCUGCAUCUUCUCCCUGCUGAUGGGAGUCAGCAACGGCUACUUCGGCAGCGCGCCCAUGAUCCUGGCUGCGGGCAGAGUGAGCCCGCGGCAGCGAGAGCUGGCAGGGAACACCAUGACCGUGUCCUAUAUGUCGGGGCUGACGCUGGGCUCAGCGGUGGCUUACUGCACCUACAGCCUCACCAGGGACGCCCCCAGCAGCUGCUUCCACACCGCCACCAACAGUUCUGGCUCCCCUGGUCUCUGA
Molecule: messenger RNA, 1596 nt
Organism: Ochotona curzoniae (black-lipped pika)
Lineage: Eukaryota; Metazoa; Chordata; Mammalia; Lagomorpha; Ochotonidae
Gene: SLC29A4
Product: solute carrier family 29 member 4
Exons: 10
Coding region: 1-1596 (531 amino acids)
Biological process (GO): nucleoside transmembrane transport
Cellular component (GO): plasma membrane
Molecular function (GO): nucleoside transmembrane transporter activity; monoamine transmembrane transporter activity
Source: RefSeq, a predicted model, not a curated record